Molecule: messenger RNA, 984 nt
Organism: Chanos chanos (milkfish)
Lineage: Eukaryota; Metazoa; Chordata; Actinopteri; Gonorynchiformes; Chanidae
Gene: cstpp1
Product: centriolar satellite-associated tubulin polyglutamylase complex regulator 1
Exons: 9
Coding region: 1-984 (327 amino acids)
Source: RefSeq, a predicted model, not a curated record
AUGAAAAUGAACCCCGAUCGCUUUACCCUCACAGAGGAUGAAUAUUUAGCCGACACGAACGUACUUUUCUACCUCAACGAUGCUGUCGCUCAGCUGCUUGAACACAGGGAAGAGUACACUCAGUUUGGUGUGGUGCGUUAUUUUGCUGAAUAUUUUACCAGUGUAAAGAAUGGGAAUCACGUGCUGUUUAGGGAAUUCAACUAUAUUAAAGCUACACCGCACAACAGAGCAUCGUUUCUACAUAUCUUCUGGAAAUGUUUCAGACAGAUUGGCAAAAAUGGUGAUUUACUGGCAGUGUUGGAGUACAGCUCACUUCUGCAACUUCUGUGUCCAGACUUUCCACUGGAAGUGGUGCAAGGUGCUGCAAGGAUUGUGCUAAUGGAUGAUGCUAUGGACUGCCUCAUGUCCUUUUCAGAUUUCCUAUAUUCUUUGCAAAUUCAGUUCUACUUUGAGGAGUUUUUGGAAAAUGUGGCAGUGAUAUACCAAGACCUCUUGUCAGGGAAAACGCCCAACACUGUCAUUGUCCCCACAUCAGUGGAGCAGCUCUCCAACGCAGCCAAUGAGGAGGCAGAAACACAGGAAGGGGUGGACUCAUUGGUCUUCUGUGAGUGCAUCAAAGGCCUCUGUGAGAGAUUUAAACACAACUAUCCUUCCAUCUCUGCCAUCAAAGAGAUUCUUGAGAACAACCAGCGUAUGACCUUCUACGGCUUUCUGAUGGCAAUAGCCAAACAUGAAGGAAUCAACCAGGACAUUGGUGCCUUGCCAAACAGAACCGACGUUCUCAUUGACCCUGAGAUGGAUCAGGAACUAGAGAGACUAAUCGCCCAAAUCUCUGUCAGCCCUACAUCCAACAGCAGCAGCAGUUUGCCGGGGCAUAAGGAGACUCCACGGAAGGCCUCCCCACGGAAGUCCCUGCACCAUCGCAAGAGAAUCGAGAUGGAGAGUGACGGUUCAACGGAGGAGACGGACUCCUCCGAAAACUGA